This is a messenger RNA of Myxozyma melibiosi, 630 nucleotides long. Its product is annotated as Tim17/Tim22/Tim23/Pmp24 family-domain-containing protein. Gene Ontology annotation, cellular component: TIM22 mitochondrial import inner membrane insertion complex. Gene Ontology annotation, molecular function: transmembrane protein transporter activity. Lineage: Eukaryota; Fungi; Ascomycota; Lipomycetes; Lipomycetales; Lipomycetaceae. Gene Ontology annotation, biological process: protein insertion into mitochondrial inner membrane. Bases 1 to 630 code for a protein of 209 amino acids. The record is from RefSeq and is a predicted model, not a curated record. The transcript has 2 exons.
AUGUCUCUGCCCGAAAACCUGGCACCGGGAACCAAUGCAGUCACCGACGCGCCCGGCGUGCCGUCGCGGGCGUUCUCGCUACCCGCUCCCGAAUUCCCUCCGCUGCCAUACAUCCCUACUAUCCGCAUAACAACCAUGUCUGAAGAGGCCCUCGAGAUGGCGCGCCAGAUGGAGCUCGGCGAGGCGGUCUGGACGAGCUGUCCGGCAAAGAUGGUCAUGGCCGGUGUCGGUGGUUUCGCGCUCGGUGGUCUGUUUUCGCUCAUGAUGGGCGCAAUGGCGUAUGAUGUCCCCGUCGGCAUGGGCGGUAAGCCGCUGUCGGACCUGCCGCUGAAAGAGCAGUUCCGGAUACAGGCCAAGGACCUCGGCACCAAGAUGUGGGGAUCGGCAAAGAACUUUGGUAAAAUCGGUGGUAUCUUCAGCGGUGUCGAGUGCUGCGUGGAGAGUUUCCGAGCAAAGAACGAUCUGUACAAUGGUGUCGUUGCCGGCUGUCUGACCGGAGGUGCUCUGGCUUACAAGAACGGUCCUCAGGCGGCAUUGAGUGGAUGUGCUGCUUUCGCGGCAUUCAGUGGUGCCAUUGAUUAUUACAUGCGACUGGACGAACGCCCUCCUCCUUCCACCGACGAAGACUGA